GACUACCCUUGUGCGAAGUAUAAAAGCCGGGGGUUACAACCUGUUGGCAUCAGUUUACAGUUCCACUUUGAACUAUUAACAACUAAUCAAUAUGAUCUCUAAGGUUGCUUGCAUCCUCGCCCUAGCGUCGGUGGUGGCUGGCCACGGCCACGCCUUCUCCUCGCAGCACAUCUCCAAGCACGAUGGCCCCGCCGAGAAAGUGGCGGUGGGACACGGCCACGGCCACGAAGUGCACUAUGACUACUAUACUCAUCCCAAAUACGAGUUCGAAUACAAAGUAGAGGACCCUCACACCGGCGACCACAAGAGCCAACAGGAGCACCGCGACGGAGACGUCGUCAAGGGCUACUACGCCCUGCACGAGCCUGAUGGUUCUGUCAGGCACGUCGCCUACCACGCUGACAAGCACUCCGGAUUCCACGCCGAUGUGAAACACAGCACCCACCAUAUCGUGCCCAAUUUCCUGCUGUUGUUAGAAACAUUAGCACAACAAUACAACAAAAUGUUCUCUAAGGUCAUUUGCAUCGUUGCUUUCGCUUCCGUGGUGGCUGCGUACCACGGCCACGGGUUCUCUUCCCAGUACAUCUCGAGACACGAUGGCCAUGCGCACCCUGUGGCCGUUCACGGACACGGACACGGACAUGACCACGGACACGGCCACCACUACGACUACUAUGCUUACCCGAAAUACGAGUUCGAAUACAAAGUAGAAGACCCGCACACCGGCGACCACAAGACCCAGCACGAGUCCCGCGACGGAGACGUCGUGAAGGGCUUCUACUCCCUGCACGAGCCUGACGGUUCCGUCAGACACGUCCACUACCAUGGCGACAAGCACACUGGCUUCCAUGCCGACGUCAAGCACAGCACCCACCACAUCGUGCCCCACCACAAGCACCAUUAUUGAACACGAUAAUGUUACGUUUGGUUCCUACCUGUUACCUGUGAUUGUUACCUGUUACUUUUGAUAUGUUUUAUAUUCUGUAAAAAAAUGUGAUACAAUAAAUACCUUUAUGCUUUA
This is a messenger RNA of Ostrinia nubilalis (European corn borer), 1021 nucleotides long. Its product is annotated as pupal cuticle protein Edg-84A-like. Lineage: Eukaryota; Metazoa; Arthropoda; Insecta; Lepidoptera; Crambidae. Gene Ontology annotation, cellular component: extracellular matrix. The transcript is spliced from 8 exons. The record is from RefSeq and is a predicted model, not a curated record. The coding region runs from base 92 to 907 and encodes 271 amino acids.